GGUGAAAACCACAUAUACGGUGGUUGCUUAUUGGCAGCACGUGAGUGGUACCGCGUUACAGCUGGAGAAGAGGGCGAGAUAACUGACAUGACAGCUUUCGAUCAUGCUUUUUUUGACAAAUUCAAAUACACUGGACCAUGCCACGCGCACGCCGCGUGCCAGCGAUGGGCUAACAAGGCGAACGGAUGUGGAUCGAAGUGCCCAAAGGCGACGUACUCCUGGGAGGCUACGCGGAACAAGGAGAAGAAGGAGCUCGAAGAGCUUGCUAAGCAGAGGGAGCGGGAUCGGAUUGAGGAGCUCGAGCAGAUUGCUAGGCAAGAAGAGCGGGCUCGGAAGAUAGAGCUGUUGAAGCGCAAAGGAGAGGAGCUCGAGUCCCAGAAGCGCAAAGUCGCUAGAUACGAAGCCAACGUCCGGAAAGAGCACGACGAGCUUGAGUCCCAUAAACGCAAAGUCGCCGAACACGAGGCCACCGUCCGAAAAGAGAACGAAGAGCUGGAGGCUUGCAAGCGCGAGUUUGACAAAUGCGACGAGAAUGUCAGAAAGGAGCUCAUGGUCCUCGAAGUAGAGAGAAAGGCCAUCAAGGAGCGAGAGGAAGAAUUGAAACGAAUGAGAGAAGAACUCCACCAGAUGAAGUAGCUCUGAACCGUACAGCUUCCUUGUACAUACCUAGGAUAGUAUAGGGCUAGGAGAAUAAUGUGUAAUCAUUCAAUUUCCAAUCUGCG
Messenger RNA from Mytilinidion resinicola, 722 nucleotides. RefSeq lists its product as uncharacterized. The record is from RefSeq and is a predicted model, not a curated record. The transcript has a single exon. Lineage: Eukaryota; Fungi; Ascomycota; Dothideomycetes; Mytilinidiales; Mytilinidiaceae. The coding region runs from base 88 to 636 and encodes 182 amino acids.